Molecule: messenger RNA, 1089 nt
Organism: Macadamia integrifolia
Lineage: Eukaryota; Viridiplantae; Streptophyta; Magnoliopsida; Proteales; Proteaceae
Exons: 3
Coding region: 299-883 (194 amino acids)
Source: RefSeq, a predicted model, not a curated record
ACCCUCUUUGAAGGUAAAGGAGUGCCGUGAGAAGCUUUCUUCCCCUACGAAAUUAGCUCUCUGUGUUUGUUUCAGGUCUUCGUUUUCGUCUCUGCUUAUCUUAUUUCCCCGAUUUAAUCGUUCUUCCAUUCGUUCACGUAUCUCUUUCGAUUUUAAUUUCAUUUGGGUUGAAGAGGAAAAAAACCCAUUAAUCUAUCUCUGUUUUGCGAUCUCUAGCUUCAUUGAUAGAUCAUUGUUGCCUGCAAAAGCUUGAAAAAAACCCUAAUUUCUUUGUGGUUUAAUUGUUUCGAAAUCGAAAAUGUUGGAUGUGUCUGGUAGUUCUUCUCUGCCUUUGACGUCCUUGAAUCACAUAUCACUCGUAUGUAGGUCGGUGGAGCAAUCUUUGGAUUUUUAUCAAAAUGUUCUUGGGUUCUUCCCUGUUAGGAGGCCUGGUUCCUUUGAUUUUAAUGGAGCAUGGCUGUUCAAUUAUGGAAUUGGGAUUCAUCUUCUGCAAUCUGAGGACCCCGAAAAGAUGACCAAGAAGGGAGAAAUUGAUCCAAAAGAUAAUCAUAUCUCCUUCCAGUGUGAGAGUAUGACUGCAGUGGAGAAGAAGCUCAAAGAAAUGGGGAUUGAGCACGUGCAGAGGGUUGUUGAAGAGGGAGGAGCCCAUGUUGAUCAGCUGUUCUUCCAUGACCCAGAUGGUUUCAUGAUUGAGAUCUGCAAUUGUGACAACCUCCCUAUUAUCCCACUUGCAGGUGCUGAGACAGUUCGUAUGUGUUCCAGAAUCAAUUUUAAGAAGGCCCAGCAGCAGAUUCAGGUCAUGCAACAGCAGCAAACUACUGUUCAAUGCUUACCUACUGCUGCAGUUCAUGUGAAGGAAGAUGACUAUCUAUCUUGUGCAUAAAUCAAGAGGACCUGGACCUUCUUUUGCAAGUUUUGAAUGAUCUCUCAUUCUUAUUUUGUGUGUGAUUCACAUAGUAUUGUAAUUUACAAUAAAGAUGAUUAAAAUAGUCUUGUUUUUUUUUAUCUUUGAUCACCACCUCAUCAGAUCAAUUAAAACCUUGAUCACCAACUGCAAAUUCAAUGAAAGCUUUUCUUUUUUUUGGGUCA